Molecule: messenger RNA, 5086 nt
Organism: Ochlerotatus camptorhynchus
Lineage: Eukaryota; Metazoa; Arthropoda; Insecta; Diptera; Culicidae
Gene: cnn
Product: centrosomin
Exons: 8
Coding region: 1183-4698 (1171 amino acids)
Biological process (GO): centriole replication; positive regulation of microtubule polymerization; regulation of mitotic cell cycle spindle assembly checkpoint
Cellular component (GO): mitotic spindle pole; microtubule plus-end; perinuclear region of cytoplasm
Molecular function (GO): gamma-tubulin binding; calmodulin binding; protein kinase binding
Source: RefSeq, a predicted model, not a curated record
CUUCCGCCGUACGGGUCGUGUGCGCGUUCGUCGCUAAGUAGUCGCGCUUUUAUCUUCUUUUCCGUUUCCCAACGAUUAGCCUACUUGAUUUUCGUGAUUCGUUGUCCCGUUUACUCAUAAAUUCGUGAAGAACAGCAAAUCGUUAUUAGUUGUGGCUUGCUUGGAUUCGGUUAUUCAAUGCAUUUCCUGCACCCAUUCAUUCAUUGAUCGAGUGAAGUACGUGAAUUUUGCUCCGUCCAUCGCAGCAUCCACUUCGACGGAGCAAUGUUGGAGCAUGCGCGUGGUAGUUUCUAUCUCCUGGGAGGAAAAUGUGCUCUCUUGUGCCCCUAGAAUGUCAUCCACACCAACGAUCAGAGUUUAGCAGAGCAUCAGCAGUACCAACAUCGACCAGCAGGCAGUGAAUAAUAUGAAAUAUCUCGCACCGAACGGUCGCAUCCAGUGUGCAAAGAAACAGUCGAUGGGAAGCGGGAAUUUGUGAACAGAAAAGUCAACAGUCGCGUUAUGUAUAUUUAUAUUGUGGAUAGUGAAGAUUAUAAAUAAUUUCGGAUUAUCGUGCCAAAAAGUGCGCGCCAUUUGCGACGACCAGGGACGGCGUUAAGGAUUAAAAGUGCAUCAAUGCAUUCCUUACGGGGAAAAUAUUGUUGUGAGUGAUUUCAAGCUGAACGAGCUCAAAGUUCCUGGUGUUCGGAUCGACAAAGGAACGAAAAUUCCGAACAGCUGCCAAGCGGAGGCGAUUUGUGAUGAUGAUGAUGGUGAUAAAGGAAGCUGCAAAUGUAGCAAUUUGUUUAAAUUAGAUAAAUUUGUGCCUGAAAGAGCGUGAUUUGGUGAUUUGCUUACUGCGAUGAAAUAGCAGGCGUGUUUGUGAGCAGCAGAAAAUAACAUAAGUUGUGAAAAAUCAGUGCCAAAAAAAACCCGCUAAAUAAUUACUCUGCGAGAGCUAGGCACGUGCCAAGAUUGUGAAAAAUAAAACUACGUCGCAAAUCUAGUUCAUUUCCAUCAGAAAAAAAAUGGACGGAAAAGUGUGAAAGUGAACAGUGAAACAGAAUCAUCAUCGCAGCAAGCGCUGGUUUAUACGAUUUGUUUUGAUAAGUGAAUCAUCGGCGGCGUCGUGCAGCGCAGAACCCACGUGUCCAUAUAGGAGGGAGCAGCCUCUGUCUUCCGAUCUACCACAAAUGAGGGAUCAUGUCCGGAAUUUUCAAAUACAAUCCCAAUCGGGCGGCGGCGGCCAGUACGCCCAACCGGCGAUCAGCGUUCGGAUUCGGAUUCGGUGGAAGCCCCGUACAACAACAAGAUGCCACCAUGGAUAAUUCAUAUUCCAUGGGCUUUCGCUCGCCUUCGAUGAAUACCCUGGCCGGACAGCCCACCAGUCCGGGUCCGGGGCGUUCCCUGCGCGAGCACGAAGAGCAGAUGUCCGCGCUGAGGAAGGAAAAUUUCAACUUAAAACUGCGGAUAUAUUUUCUAGAGGAGAAUGCCGGUAUUAAGGCGGGAACUCCCGGCAACAUUAGCGGCGGCAGCGGUGGCAAUAACACUGGAAUCGGUCACGGCUCAUCGACGGACGGGACGGGAGCGCAGGAGAAUUUGUUCAAGCAGAACAUUGAUUUGAAGGUUGAAGUCGAAUCCCUCCGGAAGGAUCUCCAGGAAAAGCAAGACCUCCUCUACCAGGCGGCCAAAGCGAUGGAAAUGAUGGAGGAAGGCCAACGCAAGGUUGAGCAUCACCACCGUGAAGUGAUUUCCGACAUGGAACACCGGAUAGAGAUGCUCCAGCAGGAGAUCAAACAGGUGGAAGCGGCCGAUCGUCAACAUCAGCAGCAUGGCAAUCAGACGCGAACUGGCUUCAACGACACAAAUUUGCUGGAUUUCCUAGAGAAGAUGGAACACCGCGAGGUUAACGUGAUGGACAAGGUGCAAACGAUGGAGCUGGAGAACGCUAUCCGGCAGUUCCGUGUUCAAAACGAUGAUCUCUCCCUGAGGAUCGACGAUCUGCACAAACAGCUUGAGGAGAAAGAGCACAAGAUAAAUGCGCUGGAGCUAGAGCUGGGCGAAAUGCGAUUCGAGUGCGCCGAAAUGAGGGAUAAAUUGGACAAAAACGACAGAUCCAGCAUGGAUGCGGAGGUUACGCGUCUGAAGAAGGACCUAUUCGGGGCAAAGUCGGAACUGGCGGACAAGCUGUGCCAGCUGGACGACACCGAAAUCAAGCUGAAGGAAAAAUCGACCGAGCUGUUCAAGACGGCCAAGAUGGUGGAGAAGCUGGUGAAGACAAUCACCGACCAGGAAAAGGAACUUUCCCAGCUGAAGCGAAACUCGACUAUCUCAGAUCCCGGCACCGCAGCGCAUCCAUCAUCAUCGGUUGUGAUCCAACAGGUCGUCGUCGAUCAAAACCAGCAAAUCGUAUCGCAGGACGAAUAUGACAAUCUGUGCCUGCGGCUGAAAGCCAUCCAGACGAAGAACGACAGCCUGAUCAAAAAGCUAACAGGCGGCGGCAGUUCGAACGACCGCAAUGAAAACAUCAUCAUCAAGCAGCUCAACGAGGAGGUGAUCCAGGCACGGGAGGAGGCCGAAAAGGCCCAACGCUGGCGUAAGGAAUGUGUCGAUCUGUGUGCCAUCUCGACGGCCCGGUUGGAAGAGUUGGCCGGCUUCCUGGAUUCGCUGCUCAGAAACAAAGAGUUCUGCGGCUCGCUCUCGAUGGACCGUCGGAAGGCCAUCCGCAAGGCGGUGGACCGUAGCUUGGACCUUUCGAGGAGUUUGAAUAUGUCCAUUUCGGUGACUGGAUUCUCGCUUCCGGACAAUAGCUUUGCAAACUUGAGUUGCUUGAGUAGUUUCUUGAAGGUAUCGGACAACUGUUCACUGGUCGAGCAAGCGGAAGCGGAGAAGGAGAACAGGGCGCAGGAUCAGAUGAUAGGAAGCGCCGAAAAGGUUAUCGAAGGAUUAAAGGCAGAGAACCGCGAACUGCGUGGUCAAUUGGAGGGCCGCGUUGGAGGUAAGAAAGGUCACCCGGAAGCGCGACGGAAGUUGAUUCCGUUGAUAACCGAACCGGUAUCGGAUUCGGAAGCAUGGUCCGAACCGGAUCGGGACGUUUCUUUGGCUAGGAUCGGACUCGAGGAGCGAUCGUCGUUGACCAAUUCCGGUGGUAAGGGGAAGAAUGCAUCCAGAGGUUUGGGAGGAGUGCUGCAAGAGUUGAGCUCUACGUCCGAAAAUGAAGGCAAUGUGGGACAUCUGCGGAAGCAGGGUGUGGAGCAGCUGAAGCAGCUGCAGGAUGCCAUUCAGGAGAAGGAUAGCAAGAUCCUGGAGAUCCAGACUCGAAUGGUGGAUCUGGAUAACAAGCUGCAGGAAGAGAGGAUGAAAGCAUCCAGGACACAGGUGGAGUUGGAGAACACUCGCCAUGUGAAUCAGCGGCUGGAGAAGGACAACAACGAACAAGUUGGUCAAAUCAAGAACAACGAGAAGCGCCUGGAAGAGUUGCAGAGGGAAAUCCAACAGAAGGACGAGUCCAUUGAGAAGCUUAAGAAAGACCGAGAUCAGGCAUAUGUAGAUUUGCGAGUGGCUGUCAUGAAGCAAGAGAGCUUAAGAACGGAGUAUCAGGAUAGCCAGCAGAAGCACAAAGCCCAGAUCGAUUCUCUGCUGGCACAGGAACGUCAGCGGUUGGAGAAUCUUCGUCAAGAUCUGAACGAAUCGUUCAACAAUCAGUUGAAAGCCAAGCAAGCUUCAUUCGAUGCUAGUCUAACGGAGAGCUACAUUUCCAAGAAUAUCUACCAGGAAAAGAUGAAAGAGUUGGAAGAAGUGCACUUCCGGCUGGAGGAUGCCCAUCUCAAUCUAGUGAACAUGUCGGAGCUUGAGUCCAAAUUGAAACAGCAGAUGAAGGAGGCGGAAAAAUCGGUCCAAGCGAUGCGUAAAACGUUGGACGAAACAACUCUACAGGCUUCCAAAGCAGCAUUGGAGCGGACCAAGGCGAUGAACGAAAAGCGCUUGCUGGAAGAUGAGCUGGAGCACGUUCGCCUCGACCUAGAGACCGUGAAGACGGAGAAGAACGAACUCAAUACCAAACUGGUGGAAGCACAAACAAGACUGCAACAAUGUCAGCGCUCACCUCCGACGCGAUUGAACAGUUCCUCUGGAUACACUUCGGAGGAAGUGCUGGUGGCGAAUCGCAACGCAGCCAAGAUCGAUCAAGGCGUGCGACAGGGAAAUUCGUCUCCCGAUCUCGGCAUCGAGAGCGAUGCCGGAAGACUAUCGAAUCCGGAAAGCAUUCCGAGAAAGUUGACUACGGUCGGCAGCGACGAAGCGACCAGUCCGGCUAGGCCACUGCUCAAAACGCUGGAGCUGACAAAGUCCAUGAGCAACUUGCUGAUGGAUCCGAAAGAGGAAGCCAAACCCGAGCUCAACUCGUCAGCGUCAGCGAUUGAUACCGGUGAGUGCAGAUCGGCAAUUCACGACUGUGCAAAAAUCGAAGCCGAUUUUGCUGAACUGAAGCGUCGAUACAAGCAAACCCGUCGGCACCUGGAACUGGCCUACGAUAGUAUUAAAUCGUCCAACAAGCGCAAGGAACAGGUCGAGCGCGACAUCAAGCAGCAAAUCCAGAAGACGAACGUCGUCCUCAAGACGGUCCGGACGAAUAUGACCAACGAGCUGGAAAAAUCGUCCUCCGGUAGUGUGCUUUCCACUAGUCCAUCAUCCACGGCGGAGGGCGGCCACAAGAGCUGAAGCUAGGAGGUGGCUGUUUGGAAGGAAUUGACAAUUGUGUGGUCAUUCGUAUAAAAAGAAAAAAAAAGAAGAAUGUAAAAUAGCAUUGUAGACUGCAGAAAAAGAAGCAUGUACAUUUCGCGUGUGUUGUAGAAAAGGUAGUAGGUUAAGGCCCUAUAGGGAAAUUGUUCUAAUCGUAAGUUUUAUAGAUUUUAGGGAUUUCCUUGAUUUUUUUUCUCGGUAGAAAACUGAACUGACUGAACAAUUUUCGGCGUUUUUUUUCGUUUUAUGAACAAUGAUGAUGCUCUUAGAGGCACUCAACACACACACACACACUAAUUUAUUUGUAUUCCAUUGACGGUUUUAUUUACUGACGCUGUUCUGAUUAAAAUGAAAUUUUUAUAAUGAA